AACAAUGUUGUUAUAUUGUGGUUGGAUUUCUCAAUAUCAGUAACCUUCUAAAUAAAGAUUUAACUUGUUGCCAAUUCAGCCUCCUUAAUGAGGAACCCUGACCUUAAUACAACAAAGCCUGAGUUUCAAAAUCCAACCACACAACGAAGUGAUUAGAGAAAGCUCCUUUAUUUCUGUCAAAAUCUUACUGGGACAUUGAGCAAUAUCUAAAUCCUAUUAACCGCUCUAGCCCCUCCCAAUUCCCGCUAAAAUAAAACGGGUUUCGAGCUGUUUACCACACACUGCCAUCAUGUUUCUUUACCAACUACUCAACAUUUUCUACGUAGCUUCCCAAAAGGAGGAGGAAUCUAAAAAUGAUUCGUCCCGUUACAAGCGUGGUGAUUUACUGGAAGUCCCCAGGACAUUAUUUACACAUUUUGGUAUCUACUUGGGUGACAAUCGUGUGGCUCAUCUCAUCCCGGACAUCCUUCCUGUGUUUACCAAGAAUACAUCUGCAAUUUCAACAAUGGUAUCAAAUAACCGCUUGAUGUUGGGAGUCAUCGCUAAGGUUGCCAGCGUCAGAGUGGAUUCCUUGGCUGAUUUUGCGUACGGUUCGGAGAUCCUGGUCAACCACAUGGACAAGGUGUGCAGCCAGCCUCCUUUGGACGGGGACGAGGUAGCGAGAAGGGCAGAGAAACUCCUGGGCAAGGUCAACUACAGCCUACUGUGGUACAACUGUGAACACUACGUCAUGUACUGCAGAUACGGCAUGUCCAUCAGCUACCAGACAUACCAGUUCUGCACAGCAGUACGGAAGAUUGUUUGCAGCAGGAAGAGCUCCUAUCUGACUGCACUGUGUGGUGUAGCAGUCGCGCUGUAUCUGGGCUGUGUGACGCUGCUCACGGUUUUACCCACGCUGCUCGUCUCCUUCACCAUCUGGAUGGCAGCCUGAUGUUAUCUGGUGAGAUGGCCCUCAUGAGAAAGACCAGCGCACUGAUGGGAGCUGAAAUGAAGUCCUGCUGUUGAGCUGAAAAGACAUUGGGAAAAAAAAGUGUUAACUGUAAUAGAAAUGUCAGAAUUCUACUUUUUACCUUAUUUUAACUGAAGUUGUAUUUGUCUUUUCCUUGAUAGUUUGCCGUCGUGACCGAACCUUUUGUGUUAGAUGUCUAAAUGUGUACAUUAUUCAUCACUAAUGUUCACCAGGCUCCGGUGUUCAGCAUUUAUCUUAAUUAACAGUAGCAGCUCGUAGAUUAUAUUUUGACGUUGACUCAUAACUCCGGAAGACUGAGAUAAAAAUCAACAGUAAUCUGGAAAGGAGAGAGUGACCUAUGGGAACAUGAUGGUGUCUGCAGAUGGAAGAGUUGCUAGGAAUGCUGUGAUGAAUGUUUUUCAAUUGUGAUAAACAUAUUUCAUGUUCUGGCUAAAAGGUUUACUUGGACAAAGUGCAAUAUGUUUCUUCUUACUUUCUCUGCUUUUCAUGAUUGUGCAAAUGCUUUUAUAUUAUCUUCUCUGCUGCCAUCAGUGUACAUUUUAUUCCAUUAUAUUUUUGUAUUUCUCU
Messenger RNA from Trematomus bernacchii (emerald rockcod), 1537 nucleotides. Its product is annotated as lecithin retinol acyltransferase family protein. Lineage: Eukaryota; Metazoa; Chordata; Actinopteri; Perciformes; Nototheniidae. Gene Ontology annotation, molecular function: phosphatidylcholine-retinol O-acyltransferase activity. Bases 290 to 931 code for a protein of 213 amino acids. The transcript has 2 exons. Gene Ontology annotation, biological process: retinol metabolic process. The record is from RefSeq and is a predicted model, not a curated record.